AAGAUGAAGGGGAAGAUAAAGGGAAAAAUGAAAAGAAAGACAAAGGGGAAGACAAAGAGGAAGACAAAGGAGAAGACAAAGGAGAAGAAAACAAAAAAGGAUACAAAAAAAUAAAAAAGAUAAAACAAAAGGGAAAACGAAAAGAAAAACGAAGGAGAAGAUGA
Molecule: messenger RNA, 164 nt
Organism: Funneliformis geosporum
Lineage: Eukaryota; Fungi; Glomeromycota; Glomeromycetes; Glomerales; Glomeraceae
Source: the annotation of a GenBank genome assembly